Messenger RNA from Fusarium tjaetaba, 396 nucleotides. RefSeq lists its product as uncharacterized. The transcript is spliced from 2 exons. Lineage: Eukaryota; Fungi; Ascomycota; Sordariomycetes; Hypocreales; Nectriaceae. The record is from RefSeq and is a predicted model, not a curated record. Bases 1 to 396 code for a protein of 131 amino acids.
AUGAAGUCCUUGAAUCUCCUCGUGGCCUUGAUCGGUCUAUAUAUCAACCCCGUCUCAGCAGGGUGCUUCCGUAGCGGCGCCAAAUGGGAAGACCGCGAGGUUGCACGUCAGCAUGCCCUCGACGUUUGCAUAGGCGACGGCGCUGUUUUCGACCGCCGUUGGAUUCAGGGUGGCAAAAUUGUCAAGAAGUGCAUUCAGCAGUCUCCCACGCAAAGAAUUGAGUUCUCGGUCGGAAACAACGAGUUCCUUACUGCCUGGGGUCUUGAUCCCGAUCUCUGCGUUAAGGGGUUCCAUAAUGUCAUCAAUCGUUGCUCUCGUGGAGGGGCCAUGGAUGCAUGGGUUUGGACUUUUAGAGCCGACCCAAAUAAGGGCACCUGCGAAGAAGCUCGGCCAUGA